AUGACAAUCGAUUCGCAAGGAUCAUCCAGACAAUUACCUUCUUAUCCAUCUAAUAAUAUUACAUAUUCUAUAUCUCAAACUGUGUCAACAGCCCCACCAUUUUAUAUUCUUCCAAAAUUAACAGAUCUCCUAAACGUUUAUGACGCUUAUUCUGAGUGGUAUCACGGUCAUGAUGGAAGUCCCUCAAUAAUUUCAUUAAUCGAAUCAUAUGGUCAUGAAUGGGAACAUCAAAAUCUAGAAAGACUUGAACAAAGAAGAUUCUUAAUCAAUGAAAUUAAAUAUCGUGAAAAACAAUUGGAUGGUAAUAUUCAAGAAGUUUUGAAACAAUUGGAAAAUUUAAGAGAUGGAAUGUCCAUGGAAAAUUUGGUGGAAC
Molecule: messenger RNA, 373 nt
Organism: Racocetra persica
Lineage: Eukaryota; Fungi; Glomeromycota; Glomeromycetes; Diversisporales; Gigasporaceae
Source: the annotation of a GenBank genome assembly